GUCCUGAGGAUGAUAGGGAGGCCUGAGGUGCUUCUUCUAUGGCGGUCUCUCUCUCUCUCUCUCUCUAUCUCUCUCACAAGUUCUGACCAACUGGAACUGAGUUGACCCACUUUCCUUGUUUGUUGCAGUGUGAUCCCAGAGCGCAGAAACAGAGCUGAAGCUAAAGAUUGGUCUCAUUCAUUUCUGGUUGUUGUUGUUGUGUAGAGAGGAAGUGAAGAAAGAAGAAGGAAGAUGAAUGGGAGUAAUAAGAAUGGAGGAGGAGGAGGAGGUGCUAAUGAGUACAUUAGGAGGCACCAUAGGCACGAGCUGAAGGAUCAUCAGUGUAGCUCUACGCUCGUCAGGCACAUCAAGGCCCCUGUUCACCUUGUUUGGUCAUUGGUAAGACGGUUUGAUCAACCCCAAAAGUACAAGCCAUUCGUGAGCAGGUGUGUUGUGCAGGGAAAUCUUGAGAUUGGAAGUCUCAGAGAAGUUGAUGUUAAGUCUGGGCUUCCUGCCACCACUAGUACUGAGAGGUUGGAGCUUCUUGAUGAUGACGAGCAUCUUCUUAGCAUUAAAAUAAUCGGAGGAGAUCACAGACUUAGGAACUACUCUUCAAUCAUUUCCCUCCAUCCAGAGAUCAUUGAUGGAAGACCAGGGACUGUGGUGAUCGAGUCAUUUGUGGUUGAUGUGCCCGAGGGGAACACCAAGGAUGAAACCUGCUACUUUGUAGAAGCUUUGAUUCAGUGCAAUCUCAAAUCACUUUGUGAUGUCUCAGAGAGACUUGCGGUGCAGGACCACACUGAGCCAAUAGAUCGGCUCUGAAAAUUGAAGCUGAGAACAUAUGAUGGAGGCAGGGAGCUGCCAUGGAUGAAGCUUCCGAGCUUUCGUAUCUCGGCGGUUUUGGAGACAGACUGGCAGUAGUAUGCUUCCAUUUCACACACAUGCAGCACCACAUUCAUGUCUCAUUUUUGUUUGCUUUGUUUUCUGUUCAAGAUGAUAUUUCAAAACUCCCGUUGAAGUUUAAGGACCAUAGCUGUCAUAAAGGUUUCUGUAACUCUUCGUGCAUGAAAAAAUAGAGUGAAAAAAGGUCCGUGGUUCUAUUCUCUUGUAUUCCUGGGUUUUGUUCCAACUGAUUUUUGGUUGUGUAUACCUGAUUGCUGAGAGUGUUUAUAUUUAGUUCUAAUUGCAUAUUA
This is a messenger RNA of Rosa chinensis, 1172 nucleotides long. Its product is annotated as abscisic acid receptor PYL8. Gene Ontology annotation, molecular function: protein phosphatase inhibitor activity; abscisic acid binding; signaling receptor activity. Gene Ontology annotation, cellular component: nucleus; cytoplasm. The coding region runs from base 232 to 801 and encodes 189 amino acids. The transcript is spliced from 4 exons. Gene Ontology annotation, biological process: abscisic acid-activated signaling pathway. Lineage: Eukaryota; Viridiplantae; Streptophyta; Magnoliopsida; Rosales; Rosaceae. The record is from RefSeq and is a predicted model, not a curated record.